AUGAUGUUCCGUCGGUUGACCCUUGGCCUCAUCUUGGUCACCAUCGCCGCAUUCUUUUGCGCGCAAUCAGUCGUGGCAGCGAAGGGACCCAAAAUUACCCACAAGGUCUACUUCGACAUCAAGCAUGGUGACAAGGAUAUGGGCAGAAUCGUCAUUGGGCUGUAUGGCGGUACUGUACCCAAGACCGUUGAGAACUUCCGCGCUCUCGCUACUGGCGUGAAGAAGGAUGGCACUGAACUCGGUCCCGGCUUUGGUUACAAGGGUUCUAAGUUCCACCGGGUGAUCAAGAACUUCAUGAUUCAGGGUGGUGACUUCACAAAGGGCGAUGGAACAGGAGGAAAGUCAAUCUACGGCGACAGGUUCCCCGACGAGAACUUCAAACUUCGCCACACUCGCCCCGGUAUUCUUUCCAUGGCAAAUGCAGGCAAGAACACUAACGGUUCCCAAUUCUUCAUCACGACUGUCGUCACGGGUUGGUUGGAUGGCAAGCACGUCGUCUUCGGUGAGGUUGUGGAGGGUAUGGAAAUUGUGAAGGCCAUCGAGGAUGUUCCGAAGGGCAAGGCUGACCGUCCCCUAGAGGACGUCACCGUCGUCGACUCCGGCGAGCUGUCGGUCGAGCCGGACGUAGACACGGAUGGAAAAGAGGACCUUACUUUUGAGCCGAGCACGUCGGCUGAGUUGUCCAGCAGUGUGGCUGCCUCCGUGACAGUCAUCACACCCGUCUCCGAGACGGUCAUCACGCCUGUCUUCGAGGCGACUGCGAGCAAGGAUGAAGCCGCCACCGCCGUCAAACCCGUCGACGACAUCGCCGAGCCGACAGGGAGCCUUGCUCCCAUCGUCUCCGACGUGAAGCAUGGCUGGAGUUUCCUGACGUACCUCAUCUUGCUAGUCGUUGCCGUCGCGGUCGGUGCACUGUUCUGGUGGAUGGGUGCCGGGCUAUGGGUGAAGUCGCUCGUGAACAAGCGGGGCCAGUACCGCAAGGUGAACAGCUCGGACCGCGAUUUGGAGAAAUAG
Sparassis crispa is the source of this 1014-nucleotide messenger RNA. RefSeq names its product Peptidyl-prolyl cis-trans isomerase B. Gene Ontology annotation, molecular function: peptidyl-prolyl cis-trans isomerase activity. The record is from RefSeq and is a predicted model, not a curated record. Gene Ontology annotation, biological process: protein peptidyl-prolyl isomerization; protein folding. The coding region runs from base 1 to 1014 and encodes 337 amino acids. NCBI's taxonomy places the organism in Eukaryota, Fungi, Basidiomycota, Agaricomycetes, Polyporales, Sparassidaceae. The transcript has 12 exons. Gene Ontology annotation, cellular component: fungal-type vacuole; endoplasmic reticulum.